This is a messenger RNA of Spirodela intermedia, 20261 nucleotides long. NCBI's taxonomy places the organism in Eukaryota, Viridiplantae, Streptophyta, Magnoliopsida, Alismatales, Araceae. The record is from the annotation of a GenBank genome assembly.
AUGGCGAAACUCCUGUUAUCCCCUCCCAACUGCUUUCACUCCCUAAACCGAACGGCAGCCGCGGGCGUUCACCUCGUCGCUGCCUCUUCUGUCCAGUUCCGAUGUUCUCCGCCACCUUCAGCUCCGUGUUACCUCUUCCUUCGCUCCUCCCCGUCACCCUUCCUGGGAUGCUCUCGUCGAUGGAGAGUGCUACCCGCCUCCUCUUCUUCAUCCUCAUUUUCAUCCUCCUCGCCGACUGAUGAGGCGAAAGGAGAAGACCCGCCUCCUAUCGCCAGUUCUUCAUCAGGAGAUGUUGAUGGUACCGCCAGUAGUGCGGCUGCUGCCGUUGGUGUCGAUGCAGAGAGAGUGGCUGUUGAUGUUGACAAGAGCAACGGGGGCCCGGCGGGGAAGCAAGAGUUUCCGAGUGGAGAGUUCAAGAUGAUGGAGUUUGACUGGUGGAGGCGAUUCCUGGUUCGCCUCCGGAUGCUGUUUGCCUUGCCAUGGGAACGUGUCCGCAAAGGCAGUGUUCUCUCCAUGAAGCUCAAAGGGACGGUCAGUCUCUUCCUCUCUCCAGCCUUCUCUCUGUCCUGGUGGAAGGGAAGAUUAUGUCUUCGUCAUGUGCGCCCAUCUGGGAGAAAUUAAUGAAAACUUAAAAAUCCUAUAUAACCCAUUAAAUAUAUUUUUUUCAAUGCUCGCGAAUAUUUUAUGAACAUUAUCAGAAAAAUUACAUCAAAAAGUAAGAAAGGAACUUGUGUCUGUAUCUCCGGAUGGUACUGGACCACAAGAAACCUUGUAAAGAGGAUCUUUUGUGGUAAACUGCUACUUAAGCUAAUAACCUUUUAUCUCAUAACAUGAGAACCAAGAAGCAUCAAUAAAGUAAUUGUGAUAAGUGUUAACUAAUCAGAUAUUUUUGUAUGUAUUUUUUUUGAUACCUUUUAAUAUCUUCUAGUGAAGAAUCAGUUGGAUUCGACAAUUGAUACUCAUGGAAUGGUAGAGACAUCUGAAUGACUGUUCACCAGUGUUAAACUAGUAUGGGCGGCUGGGAUAUAGAAAUGAAUAUGUCAUUUGACUAUAUUCACUGAAAGGUGAUUUCCUUAGAGGGCUCAAUACUAGAAAUAUUUAUUCCUCAUUCAUUAGACCCAAUUAGGAACAUCAUCCCUUGUUUAACUUCAUUUUUACUAGAAAAAAUGUCAACACAUCGUAGACUAACCACCUAACUGCUCCACUCGUUCAUAGAAGAAUCGCAGGCAUAAUUCAAAUACCCAAUGCAGCUAAAUAAAAAAAAUAAUUACAAAGUUCCCCACAAUGUGGAACAAAUCAGCUCUUCUUUGAGGUAUGCUAAUGAAUUCCCCUUCAAUCUGUCAAAGGAAAGCCUUUACUUCCUUUUAAGUACAUUAACAUCCGCCCUCAUAUGGAUAAAUUCAGGCUGCAUCCGCUUCUGUCUCUAAAUCGCUUCUCUUUGUCUCUUUAGAAAUUUCUGGUAACUAUGCUGUGGGAUUUCAUUUUAUCAGACAUUGAAUCCACCAACUUGAAGGAAGGAGUCUUAGCUUUGGUAGUGGUAAUCACAUUACUUCUGUUAAAGUCUUGUAGCUAUUACUCUUCCAUGACAGGAGAAUAUGGCAAUUUAAGUUGACAAGGAUCCAAGGAGAUCUCAUCGACAAUCCACCAUCCAAAAUAGGUAAACUCCAGAGAGAAGAAAUGCUCUUAGAGAAGUCAUCAGUGUUCCCUAGAGUGUCAUUUGUUACUGAGGUUGGUAUCUGAGAUAGUCACCUGUAGCCUCAUUAGAAUCCAAUAGGGAAGUGGAUAUCGUGCUUAAUUUCAUUUCAUAUUAUUAUAUAUCCAUAAACUUCAUUAACUUCCUGUAAAAAAGCAAUUAUUGUCCGUAAGAAAAUAACCAUUAUCCAAUUGUUCAGUGCGGUUUUGAAUGAGCGGGUGAAUCUAUAAAUUGCUCAUCAGGGUAGACUUAUGAGAUUCAUUACUGCUGUGAAACAAGUCAGCUUGUCAUUUAUGUAUGCUAAUGAAUCUACCAUCUACCUAUCCAAGGGACAUUAGUAUCUUAUUUUCAGUACAUUAACUUCCAUGAUUUCUGCUCCCCCUCCCUAAUCUCUUCGACCCUAAAGCAAUUUCCUUAGCUAUCCUGUGACAUGUCUCUCAGUGUGAGUGCCUAGAUUGUAGCGUAUCUCCCAUAUGGUUGUUGAAAAAGAAGGGUGAGACAGCUUUUAUAGUGGUAAUGAUUAUCUCUCGGAUAAUGCCACAUCACACCAGUUACUGACCUGUUUUUUUUCCCUCUUCUUUUAAGAGUUUUUUUAACAUGUCUAUUCUGUUUAGUUAACACAAUGUAAUCACCUUGAUGAGGGAAAUAAUCUUCAUUAAUCGUUGAUAUGCAUGAUUUCAUUGGGCAGAUCGCUGAUCAAGUGAAGAGCAGUUUCUCUUCUGGAUUAUCACUACCUCAGAUUUGUGAAAACUUCAUAAAGGCAGCUCAUGAUCCCCGUAUUUCUGCAAUAUAUCUCCAAAUAGAACCACUAAGUUGUGGAUGGGGCAAAAUUGAAGAAAUACGGAGGCAUAUAGUAAAUUUCAGGAAGUCAGGUGAUGAAUUGAUUUAUCAUUCGUAUUUUAGCUGUACUAUGUUGUUUUUAAAAUGCUCUUUUGAAUUGACUGACAAGAUUUGGACUACAUUCGCUAUUUGAAGGCACGUGCCUAUGUGAAAUGCAAACUGUGUUUUAUUUAUUCUAGCAACAUAACUUUGUUUGAAAUCAUCUAUAAACACUUUAGAGAUUGAAAACAUUGAUUUAUUUAUCAGUUCAUGUCUAGUAAGUGGAUGUAUGGUAUAUUUUAUUGGCACUCUAGUGAAAUGUUGGGAGAUUUUUAGCCAGAUACACCAAACGUUUUUAUCAGUGUGCCCUAUCAUGGUUUGUAGACACAUUUAUAUGUUGAAAUCCUUAAAACACUUUUUUGUACGAAAACAUGAAAGCUGUAGUUCUGUCAAUAAUCCCAUAGUCUUUUAUCCGAUAUUAUCUGUUUUGUUUGUAUUCUAUUGGGUUUCUUGCCAAAACGGUAAAUUAUACAAAUUGUUUGUCUGAUUCAUCGAUUAUUUCCUCAUUCGUCAUGCUAGUGCUUUUUUGUUUCAUGGCAUGAUACUUUUCGGAUUUUCUACAGGAAAGCUAAUAAUUAGCUAUGUACCCAUUUGUGGAGUCAAGGAGUACUACCUGGCUUGUGCCUGUGAAGAACUGUACGUGCCUCCUAGUGCAUAUGUUGGUAUCUAUGGGUUGACUGUUCAAGCGUCUUUUAUCAGAGGUAACUUUGUUUUCGUUGGUUCUGAAGAAUUUGUUUCCAUAUUAGGUAAAACGGUUUAGUCACUGUUACGAGCAGAGAUUUAGCUACCCACAAGACAUUAUCCACAUGCGAUUGUGUUUCAUCUGCACAAAAACAUGUAGGAACCUUACAAGAAUAAUGGGAUGCAACUCUGGGGCCAUUGUUCAUUUUGUAACUCACUGCGUUUUAACAAAUUGUUGAGUUUUUUAUCUUUUAAUACCUUUUAGGAUCAUAAAAUAUACACCGAAAUACUUAACUGCUGUAUUGAUCCUUUUAGCAUAUAACUGCAGUAGCGUUGGCUUAAAAAAUAGGAUGUAUUUUCUCCUUUCACAUUUAUCUCUUUUAUCACUUGUUUAUUGUUCAAUUUUUUUUAUUGAUUAUUUUGGUCCAAUCAGCUUUUCCUUGUCUUUGAAUGACAAGUUUUUCACCUCUGUUCUUAAUAAAAUUUUGGUCUGUCCCAUAAUCAAGAAAAGGAGGGAAAAAUAUUUUGAAUAAUCAAUGGAGGACUGCCAUCAACUUUUCCAUUUGUGGUUUGGGUUCUUAUAUAAAAACUAUACAUAUGAAAUUACUAGAAUUCUGUUUUUAUGACUGUGCUGGUAUGACAAUAAUUUUUUUCUGUUUACAUAUUUCUUAAAGACCUUGAAUGUAGGUGAUGACUGGAUGUACUCAUCUCACCUAGAAAUCCUAGGUGUGAAUGCCAUGUUGACUUCACUAGAGCAAAAAUCGAGUAGUUUGUUAAAUUUAAAGAAAAUACUGCUAAGCUAGCAGUUUAUUCUCACAGAAAUCCAUAGCAUCCCCUGUUUCAUAUUUCUUGGUCCAAUUUUUUUAUGCUUGUGUGGCAUCUGGUUUUUACACAGGUAUCCUUGAUAAAGUAGGGAUUGAGCCUCAGGUGCAGCGUAUUGGUAGAUAUAAGAGUGCUGGAGACCAAAUAGCUCUUAGAAGCAUGUCAAAAGAAAAUUGUGAGAUGCUUACAACAUUGCUCGAUAACAUCUAUGAAAAUUGGCUGGAUACUGUUUCUUCAACUCAAGGUACUUAACAUUUUCACAUGCUAGAUACCUGUGUAUGGCCAUCUCUAUGUUAACCUGAGUGGUCUUCUUAUUUUCUUUCGUUUCAGGAAAGAGUAGAGAAGAAAUUAUAGAUUUCCUUGACUCAGGGGUUUACCAAGUCGAAAGAAUGAAAGAAGAAGGUUGGAUAACAAAUAUAGUUUAUGACGAUGAGGUGCAAUUCUCUGUCUAAUCUGCUUACCUUGAAAUGAAUUUUGUGGUAAAAACAGUAAUGAAUAAAAAUACUGUUGCACAUUAAGCUACUCAUGUGUUAGGGAAACCUAAGAUUGAUUUCUUUUGUUAUAUAUAAAGUCAACAGCCAUUGUCAGCUGAGGUAAUUUCGGGUUAUUUAUCCUCUCACAUGUAACACUUUUCUUGGACAAGAGGGUAUUUUCUUUCUUACUCUGCGGACAUAGUGAUUUGGAUUUCCAAAAUCUAUAGGAACUUGGAUGACAUAUUAUAAGUUAGUAGUUCUUUUCUUGAGGUUUUUUAUAUUUUUUUGUCUUUAUUUCUUUUUUAAUAUAUAAGUUCAGCAUAUAUUUUCUGGACGUACAUUUUAUAUUUAAUAAUUCAUAUAAUCUGGGAUUAUCCUUGCUCUUUUCUUUUGCUGCGAUUUAUUUUUGAUGUCUUUGUCCUUUAAUAAAUGACCUUGCAGCGUCCAUUUUUACCCCUCAAGUUUAGACAAUUUUUUUUCUCAUGUGUCUGUAUUAAGUAUUGUGCUCGUGGCAUAUGAAGGUGGAAUCUAUUGACUGUUGAAUUUCCUUGAGUUCCUUCGUUUCUUGAAGAACAAAAAACCUUCUUGUGGAAGGGAAAAAUGGAAUUCUUCAAAACAUAUGAGGAAAAAUUCCUUCAACAUCAGUUUUCAUCAAUACAUGGGUCUGUUAUUUAUAACAUACCCAUGGGAGAAGGUUUUAGACAGAGCCUUACAUCCUAAGACAUACAUGUGAUGUUCAUGUGCUUCUUUAAGUGAAGCACGUGAUACACUUCACCCCCAACUGCUAAUGCAGUAUUUACACAGUAUUUCAACACUCUCCUUCAAGCUGGUGAGUGGAUAUCAUCCAUUCCCAACUUGUUGUAGUUGAGUCCUAGAGACACCUUUUGUCUACAAAUCAACUAGUUGAUGUUGAGUGGAAAUGUAGGGAAUACAGAUUUCUUUAGACUCUAAGUUUUCUUUGAUAAAGUGAUCGUUGAUCUCCACAUGCUUUGUGCGAUCAUGUUGAAUAAGAUUGUGCACAAGAUUGAUUGUAGAUUUAUUGUCACAGUAGAACUUCAUAGGAUCCGAAGAGGGAAUCUUUAAAUCAGUGAGUAAAAUUUUCACCUUAAAUAGUUCACAUAUUCCAUGCGCAAGUGCUUGGAAUUCUGCCUCUAUACUUGAGCGAGCAACAAUAUUCUGUUUCUUGCUGUGCCAAGUAACCAAAUUUUCUCCAAGGAACAUCAUAAGACCUGAAGUCUACCAACAAUCUAAAGGAGAACCAGCAUAGUUAGCAUCAGUAUAGAUCUCAACUGUUAGGUUACCGCCACGUUUGAAGAGAAUGCCUUUUCCAAGAGUUCCCUUUAAGUAGUGUAACACUUGAUAUACAACAUGAAGAUGGGAUUUGGUUGGCUGAUACAUGAACUGACUUAAGAGACUAACUACAUAAAAGAUGUCAGGUCUAGUGUGUAUGAGAUAUAUCAAUUGUGCAAUAAGACUCCUCCCCUUUACCAACAGUAAGUUUGUGGUUAGGAUCAAGGGGGGUGCUAGCUGGUUUGCAUGCAGACUUCCCAGUAUGUUUUAGAAAAUCUGUCACAUAUUUUCAUUGAGAGAUGAAUACGCAAUUAGAAGAAUGAGCCACCUCAAUGUCUAGAAAAUAUUUAAGACAACCCAAAGUCUUGAUAUCAAAUUCCUUGGUAAGAUAUUCGCUUAAAUUUCCCUAUUCAAUAUCAUUACUUCCAGUAAUCAUAAUGUCGUCAACAUAAAAUAAGAGUAUAGUAACUCUGCUUAAUGAAGUAUAUUUGAAAAAUAAUGUGUGAUCAACAUUAUUAGGACAAUGACCAAAUUUUUGCAUGAUAGUAGAAAAUCUCCCAAACCAUGCACAUAGAGACUGUUUUAGUCCAUACAACGACUUUCUUAGUCUGCAAACAAUGUUAGAUGAUAAAUGUCCUCCAUAACCAGGUUGAUAUUAUAUAUAUACUUCAUCAGUAAGAUUUCCAUGACAAAAGGCAUUCUUCACAUCAUAUUACUAUAUAUUCUAACUAAAAAUAGCAGCCAGAGACAAAAUAAGUAUGACUGUGUUCAUUUUUUCCAUAUGAGAAAAAGUUUCAUGGUAGUCAAUUCCAUAAACUUGUGUAUAUCCUUUAGCUAUGAGUCUGGCUUUGUACCUUUCAAUUGAUCCAUCAUCAUUGCAUUUUAUAGAAUAAACUUAUUUAUAGUCAAUUGCCCGUUUAUCCUUCGGGAGAGGUAUGAGCUCCCAUGUAUUGUUUCUCUGAAGAGCAUGCAUAUCAUCAUCCAUGGCUUGUUUCCACUCUUUUUUGAAAAGAGCUUCUGAAAUAUUAACUGGAAUAGUAAUAUUAUCCAAAGUAACAAGAAAGGUUCUAUAAGAUGGAGAAAGUUUAUGAUAAGAAAUAAAGUUUACUGAAGGGUAUAAUGGGUGUUUUGUACAAGCCCGUCGAGGUUUCUUGAGGGCAAUAGGAAAGGUCAUUGGAUUGGGAAUUGGUAGUAUUUUUUGUAGGGAUAACUAUGGUUUCUUGGUCAUUAGUUAAGGCCAAUUCAGGGUCUUAGGCUGAUCCAGAAUUUAGAGGUAUUUGUGUCCUGAAAUAAUUCUGACCAAAUCUGAGUUUUUCAGGAAGUGGAUCAGGAAGAGAUGAACUUUGGUCAGAUGCAUGAAUUGGUAGAAUAAUUUGACCUGGAGGAGAAGAAAUUCUUUCUGGAGAAAAAUCAAGUAAAGGUGGAAAUGACAAAGAUGUAUCUAGAGAUUCAUGAAAUGUAACAUCCGUAGUUGUAAAGAGUUUUUUGAGUUGGUGGAUGAUAACAAUGAUGCCCUUUUUAAGUAGUUGAAUAUCCAAUAAAUAUACAUUUGAGAGAUCUUGGAUCUAAUUUACCUUUAGUUAGAUUAUGAUUAUGAAUGAAUGAGACACAUCCAAAUAUGCGGGACUCCAAUGAGAUAUAGAGAUGAUUAAGAAGGAAAUAAGAAGCUAACUUCUCCAUAGGACUUUGGAAAUCCAAGGUUUUAGUGGGAAGAUGAUUUAUUAGAUGUGUUGCUAUUAAGAGAGCUUUACCCCAAAUUUUUUUGGAUACACUCACCUAAAACAAGAGUGAUCAUGUAACCUCCAAGAGGUGUCCAUUUUUUCUUUUUGCCAAUCUAUUUUGUUGAGGAGUGUAAGCACAUGAAGGCUUGUGUAUGAUACCCUUAGCUUGAAGAGAGGAAUUCAGAUCAUUGCCGAAGUAUUCCUUAGUAUUAUUUGACCUGAAUUUAUUUAUAGGAUUAUCAAAUUAUGUUUUGAUCAUUGCACAUAAACAUUUCAACACAAUUGAAACUUCAGAUUUCUACUUAAGAAGAAAGACCCACAUACAAUGGGUGCAGUCAUCCACAAACAUAACAAAUCAUUUUUUAUCUAGUCGAUCUACAUUAAGACAUGGUUCCCAAACAUCACUAUGGAUACAAGAGAAAGUAAUGUCACUCCUUUCAUUUUUAAAUAGAAAGGAAACACGAGUAUGUUUAGACAAUUCACAUACGUCAUACUUAAAUGUUUUUAUACACACUUUUUGAAACAAAGAAGUGUCACGUAUUAAACAUCACUCGGCCUAAGACUCGCGCACAACAAAGUUUGUGCAAAAUUCAGAUUUGAGGCAUCCUUGUAAUCCUCUCUAUAGAUAGAUUAAUUUUUAAUUUGAAUUAGUUUUAUUAUUUAUUUUAUCAUUCUAUUGUGUUAGAUCCAUUCUCUCUUUUUUUGUCAUAUUUUUAUAACUCUUGUCUUCACCUUUUUUACAUUUGGUUACUCAUUGGGGGUUAAAUAUUUCACUAUGAUGUAACUAAGUUCAUGCAAAUAAUAUUUAUAAAAUCUCACUCUUCUAUUUAGGAUAAGUAAGAGGCGAUCCUCAAGGAAAGUGGGUAAUGAGAGUAAGAAUUCUACCUAUUUUAUUUCUUAUAUAUAUAUAUAUACACUUACAAUUGUGAAUAAAACUUUUCAUAGUAGCAAAAGAAGAAUAGCCUAGUCUUUGAUGAAGGAACUAAAUGUGACUCAGAUCCUUGUGAUGUUUUAGAGAUAGAUCUGCUUCCACAAGACAUGUUUGGCUACAUCCCUCCAAGAUGUGAAAUCCUCAUUCUCUAGCAACUCCAAUCCUACGUUUCUGGACCUUGUCAAGGAUAACAUAAAGAUCUUCAUCAAAGAGAGCAUGAUAAGGUGUGUUUUUAACAAGUCUUUUUACAGAAAUAAGGUUGGUGAAAAGCUUGGGAACGUGGAGAACUUUGGUGAAGAUUCCUAAAGGUUCAAGAGUGAGGUCUCCAAUACCAGCGACCGUGAGAAGUGUACCAUCAGUAGUAGACACUUUUCGGUCACUAAAACAUGGGGUGUAGGUAAUGAAAUGAUAUGACGAAUUUGUCGUAUGAUCUAUUGCUCCUGAGUCUAUUACCUAAAUUCCAGUAAUAUCUUGGGAUGUAGCUUGAACACCAAGAGAAGAGUGGAACUCACAAAUUUGAUGACUCGUUGAUGACUCGUUGAUGACUGUGAAUGUUGUGUUACCAUUGCCUUCAAUUGCUCUAAUUCAAGGCAAAGUUUCUCUAUUUUGCUUGAUGGAGUUGAAUUAAUGUUUCCUGAGUCUGUUUGUUCAGACUUUUGAUUGGAUGAAGAAUCAAUCACCAUGUGAACCUGAUUCACUCGAUUAUUAGAAUUCUGUGGUUUACUGUGGAGUUUAUAACAUUGAUCCUUGAUAUGGCAGGAUUUCUUGUAAUAAGUGCACUAGAGAUUAUCUCUAUGAUAGGUUUUUUGGUUCUUCCAUUGCACAGAUGAUGAUCGAUGAUUCAGAUAUUCUGUUGAUUUAAUGGUAUGUCUUGGUUUCGCUAAAAGAGCUGUAUUACCCGACUCCUGAGUAUACAACAUCAAUUUUUGACGACUCUCUUCAUUCAGCGCAGUUGAUAUCACCUCAUUAGAUUUGGUCUCCUUUCACGUCCUAGAAUUUGCUGUCUGAUAUGAUCAAAAAUAGGACUCAAAUCAGUUAAAAAUUUGAAGACCUGCCUUCAUUCUAUGAAAUUUCGUAAUGUAGAAAUUUCUUUGGGUCCUUCAGUCCCAAGAUCAAGAUAAUAAUCAAGCUCCUGCCAUUGAUUUUUAACUUCUCUUGUGUACUCCACUGGUUUCGAACCUUGAGCAAUUGAUUGAAAUUUUAUCUCCAUUUCAUAUAUGUGUGACUCAUUAUUUUUCAUUGAAUAUUUCAUGUGUAUUGUUCCCAACAGAUCCUUCGUAGUUUUCAUAAGAAAAAAUCUCUAUUGAUUUGGGGAAUCAUUAUUCCCGAGAUCCAUGCCUUUAUCAAGGCAUCCUCCUCUCACCAUUUUCUAAAUUGCCUUGACAUUGGAUAUGGUGUAGUUUCCUCUAGAUGAUGUAGCAUCCCUCUGCUAGUAGGAACCUCCCUAAUAUAUUCUGACCAUUGGAUGAGAUUAUAUCUAAUCAACUUAAAUUCUGUAGGCAUGGGGUAGGGAGUUCAAUCAUCAAUCUUGAUGAUAUAGGAUUGCCAUCCAUCAUGGUGGCAGAGACGUCACCUACUGAGGUUUCUUCUCCUUCAGACAUAUAGAAAAACAACAAAUCGGAAUAGGAACAACUAAUUACUGAGCGAAAAACAUAAUUCUCUUAUGUCUUCAAAGAAAGAUCAAGAAUCGUCUUGAGAAGGGGCUUAAAGAACGAUGUUGAUUUUGUAAGUCCUUAAGAAGAGGCUAACAGAAACAGCAUAAAUCUCUUAUAUAGAAGGAGGUAAUAAGAAGGGAACAAUCACACCAAGAUUAGCUCUGAUACCAUGUUGAAUUUCCUCAAGUUCCUUCAUUUCUUGAAGAACGACAGACCUUCUUGUGGAAGGGAAAAAUGAAACUAUUCAAAAUAUAUGAGGAAAAAUUCCUUCAACAUCAGUUUACAUUGAGACAUGGGUCUGUUAUUUAUAAUAGACCCAUGGGAGAGGGUUCUAGACAUAGAUCCUUACAUCCCGAGACAUACAUGUGAUAUUCAUGUGCUUCUUUAAGUGAAGCACGUGAUACACUUCACCCCCAACUGCUUACGUAGCAUUUACACAGUAUUUCAACAUGGACACGUUAGGGGAAUCUGUUGCAUUUUUUUAAUGAGAAAGGCAUUGAUGAUUAGAGAAGUUAUAUGACAGAUAGGUUAAAGCAUGUUUCAGUGAAUAAAUACAACCUUGCACCCUCGUGGCCGUUUCCUAAUUCUCUUCUUGUGGUGAGUAAUUACUAUGUGGUAUCUACCAAGACAGUAAAUGUGGUGACGGAAAAAGCAGUUUCUUGUUAAUAAAAAAUGCAUUAGGGAAUAUGCUUGAUUCUUUGGCCAAUGUGUUGUAUGCAAAAUUAGAGAAGGUAUACACAAAAGUCAAGGAAAACCCUGACUUGCGUUUUUUUUUGUUAGGGAGUGUUUUUUAUGCCUUGUAGAAUUACCUGCAUGUAAAUUGUAUUAAAUAUAUUCAAUUGACAAAGACAACUCUAAAUUGAACUCAUUGUGCAUAUUGAGUUUGAUCCAAAAGUUCACUUUUUCACACAUGUUUUGGGAAUUUGCUUGCUAAAAUUAGGUCCACAUUCUUACUUUCGAACAAUGAGGUAGUAAACUUCACCAUUUCUACCUCCAUUUUAACUCCACUACGGCUCCAGAUUCAGUUCCUUUCAUUAGUAGCUGUGGAUUGUGCAUACUGUCUAAUUCAGUGAUGUACAGUUUAACUGUUGGGUCAUGGUUUAUGGUUUUCAGUUUUCAUCACCUUAUGCUGUUGAAUGCAGAUCAUCUCAAUGUUAAAGAAGAAACUGGGACAAAAAGAGGAAAAGCGUCUUUCUACUGUCGAUUUCAGGUAAUCGGUAUUGUUGUAGAUUACUGUAAUUCUAGUCCUGUUAAUGGAAUGAUUUUGAUCAUGUUGAAAUAACUUUUUUUCAUUCUAAUUGAAUAAUUUCCGAGGAAAAAGUUUUAUUUAUGGUGAAGCGCUAUAACAUGGUUGCGAUGGCUAAAGAAUAAUAUAAUUUAUGCUUUGUUUUAUAUUAUAUAUCCAUUUACACCCACUGGAUAGCUCGCAGGAGAAUGAAUCCUUGACGUUUAGUUUAUAAACCUUAGAUUUGAAUUGAGAAAGUUAUCUGAUUUUACUAAUGUUGGCUUGACUCAUCGAGUUGAUUCGGUCAACUGGUUUUAGCCAAUGGACAAGUUGGCUUCUACACUGGUCGGUUCGCUCAAUUUUCAUAACGUUUGCUCUGCAAAAUGGGUCAACGUAUCAUCAAGUGGAGCCAACAACUUUUUAGUGAAUUGUAUAAAAGAAUUGCCACUUUUCUUUUUUAUCACUCAGCUAUCAGUCACCAUGGCUGGGCUUGUUUGGCCCCUAACCAUAUGUGGCUUCCUAUUCAUGGGAGAAUGCUUCUAUUUAUUGAUAUCCAUGCUUCAUCCAACAAUGUUGUCUUCAAUGACUUAAGAGUCAAACUUGCAGCUGUACUUCGAAACAAGCUUUAGGAUUAAGCCAUUACAAGAAUACUGAAACUCCGAUUGUGUUGAGUUUCGUUCUCACUCAGAUACCACUCACUAUCUGGAUUGAGCUUAUCAAGUCUCCAGUGACAGUGGACUGCGUACCUGUAAUGUCUAAUUGUUUUAAAGAACUAUAUUUGUAUGUUAAAAUGUUAAUUUCAAUUUUAGGUUUUUUUUCGUUUUUUAAUAUGGUUAAAAUUGAUCCUUCAUCAAUUAAAUGAUUCCCAUUUAGUGUAUUGUUACCAAUGAUGUAUCCAUAUGUACACCAUUGGCAUCCUGUUUGGGGCUCCCUGAAUACCGCCCAUGCUUGAUGCAUACAUUAAUUAAUUUCUUAUGCGUUUAUAAAGCCCUUUGGAAUAUCAUUUAGAAAAUCAUAGUUUCUCAGAAAUUGUCACGUUCAGGUGAGAGCAAAAUCGCGGCAUACUUUAUGUUUACAGAUGGAACGCACUCCCAUUGGUGCUUUGUAGUUAAACACUAAGGAAAUAUUGGGUUCAAAGCUUCAUCAUUGUUAAUAUAUUGAGCCAUUCCUCUUAAAACUAAUUUGGAUUAAAUAAAGUAGACCUACCUUGUAGAUGACAAGAUUCUAUCUCCCUGAACGUUGUGAGGUAUUUUUUUAUAGUCAUGCAAGUUACAUGACUUUUGAACUCUGUGACAUGGACGACACAGAUGUGGUGAUACAACUAAAUAGUGCUCAUUGGCUCUCAUAUCAUGCUCAAUUUAUUGAGCCAUUCGACUUAAAAAUUGACGAAGAGAGGUUAAUAAGCACCUAGCGGAUUGAGGAGAAGUAUGAGUCCGAAUAAUGAUAGUCCUGCCCUAGACUUAAGAAGAUAAAGGAUCAUAAAUAAAUAAAAAAUCAGCAGCUCAGAGAGGUUGCUUACAACAGUGUUUGUGUUAUGUUUUUUUUCUGAUGGCUUCAUGCUAGAUUUAUUGUGCCAUUUGUCAUGGAUAUAUUGAAUGUCUUUUUUUUUAUUGUAAAGUUUUGUCUCAUUGUUGUCAUUGCUAAAACGUAAGCUCAUUAUGACUGGUUACUGAUGCUAUUAUUUGAGCCUUUUUCUACUUUGAACCAGGCGAUACUCGAGAGUUAGAAAGUGGACACUUGGGUUGGAAGGAAAUGGAGAUGUGAUAGCAGUGAUUAGAGCAUCUGGAAGCAUUAGUCGUGCUCGAGGCCCCUUAAGCUUGCCUGGGUCUGGUAUUACAAGUGAUGAACUUAUUGAAAAAAUUCGCACUGUCAGAGGUUGGCAUCAUUUUCUCGUCUCUCAUUGUUAGCUAGUUUAUGAAUUAGGAAUUGCUAGUUAACUACCAUAAUGUGGAAAGAAUUUUAUUAUAAUAAAUAAUGAUCUUAGUUACAUCAUGAUGAAACUCAACAUGGACCUACAUCAGUUUCACGCACUUUACAAAUUUUGAAGGAAUAGAUGUUAACCAUGGAGAGGACCUGCCAUGGAAAAUAUAACAAUAUGAUUUGUUGCGUGAAACUGUCAUGAGAUAGAGAUGUGCUCUUCAACCCACCGUUUUCAGCUUCAUAUCCCCAAGUUCCAGAACUAGAUAUUGAAACAUGAAACAUUUACACAAAGAGUGUUCACAAAAAAUGCUAAGGGAAAUGUGGAUUCAUGGUGUCUGUCACGGAUCCCAUUAUUUAGCCACACAUUUUGCUUCAUUCUAUAAGCUUAUCAAGACAAUAAUAACACGGAUAUAUUAGCGCCUUAGUCCCUAGCUGACCUUCCAAUACUGUUUGUAUAUGUAUUUAGCGAUAUACUAAGGGCAAGGAAAAAUAUAAGUAUGCCUAUCAUUCCCGUAUAUGGGUAUAUGCAUAUUUAUUGGUUGUAAAUGAACUAUGAAGACUGUAUUUCAUGGCUUCGUUAUUGGAUACCACAUGUCAACUCUUAGUCAGAUGCUUUUGUUUUGGAACAAGACUUGUGUCUCUGGUAAGUCUAAAACUACCGUUAGUCAUAUUUGACACUGGGAAUUAAGUCGAUUAGUGGAGUUGAUGUUUCCACUUUUAGUUUGUCAUGAUUAUUUGCUUUCAUGAGUUCAAUAACUUGAUCAUAGUCUUGCAUUACUUAUAAUCUUGCUUUUAAAAGCAUUAAUGAUCAGUAGAACAUUUGGUUUGAUCAUUUAUUUCAUAUGGAUAACGUACUAUACCUGUGCAAAUUGGUAAUUGGUUGUCUGACCCAAGAAUCCUCCGUGAAACAUUGUACCCGUUUGGUGUUAAAGAGAAUUGGCCCACAUGCUGAAAAUCACUAAUAUUCUUAGAAGAGAUUUUCUUGUACUUAGCUCAGUACAUUCAGAGAUGAUUUACUUGUCAUUGCUUUUCCUCUUCUCAAGCAAUUGUCAUUUCAAAUUUCAAUUUUCUUCAAUAAUCUUUUUUUUUUUGAAAUUCGUGAAAGGUAACUUAGAACCUUUUCUGAGAAUCUGUCUGUUAGCAAUUUCCAUUGUGCUCUUUAUGUGCGAACUUAUAGUUUUCGGAGUACAUCUAAAAUAGUUCAUUUUCAUCCAGAGUCUAAGAAGUACAAGGCUGUGAUCUUACGAAUUGAUAGCCCUGGAGGUGAUGCUCUAGCUUCCGAUUUGUAAGUUCUGUUGAUUGCUGGUCUUGCAUCCUAUAUUUAAUUUAUCUUGAUUCGUACUCGAAGUAUUACAUGCCUGGUGAUGUAAAAAAAAAAUCAAUAUCAUAUAUUCAUGUUCAAUUUUUCACUUGUAUUGUUUCUUCAAUUUAUUAUUUUUCUGUAGUCAAUGGUCAUCUUUAUUGAAAAUUAUUUUGAAAAAUCAAAAAAUCUAAGGUUGACUAAGAUUUGUGUUCUGAAUUUGAAGCUUAUAAGGCAGAAGACAACUGGUCUCCAAUACACAGGCAACUAAAAAGCAAAUGAUAUAUAAAAAUAGUAAUAAAAUAAAUGACUGUUUAAAAUAUUUUUAUAAAUAACUCGACUUAAUCCAGUCAUUUUUCAAGUAAAUAUUAUUGCACAAGAUUGGAUAAACGGGUAGACAAUAGUAAAUGUCUUAUACAGUAGUAUGCAUGUAGAUGGAUCUUUUGGCAUUUCCUUAGCUAUUUCUACAUGUUUGUGAGAAAGACCUACUCAAGGUGUGGUGAAAGCUUCUUCUGAAUUUUUGACAGAAACCCUGAGUUGCCUAUGUUGAGGUCUUAUGCCAAAUGGGCCUAAUGUGAUAAUGGUCGGUUCCUGACUGGAUAAUCCAUGUUUUUCAUGCUAUCUUUGCUCGAUUCAUAAAGCGAUUCAUGAAUUUAUGGAGCAAAAGGGGUUACAAGCCAACAAGCCUUCUCCAGUUCGUUUUGGAGAAAGAUAUUGUGAAGACCGCAAUUGAGAUUCUUAUGUACAUGAAAAAUGUGUUGUUAUAGAAUUGUUAUAUUUGGAGAUUUGAAAAUGAAAGUGAAGAAAAACCAUGAAAUUCGUUGGGAUCUAUAUGAAGAACUGAAUUUUGUUAUUUUUUGAUGUAAAAUUUGGUUCAUUAUUAAGAAAUAUUAUAUACAGGGAUUCAUGGAGAAAACUCUAGAUGUAAUUCAUAGUAGUACAUCUCAUCAAUAAUCGAAAACCACAAAACAUGUAAAAGCAUUGAAAGAAAUCAAAGAGUGUUGUCCACUCUUGUCUGUGGUGAUCUAGAAUGUAUGUAUUAGGUCUAUGAAAGCUUCUUUUGAUUAUGAGAUCCAUGGUGAUGGCACAUGCUUUUAUCGUGCAGUGGAUUGGGAUCAAUAUUUACCUUCUCCUGUAUGAUAGAUGGAGAAGAAACUGAGCGAGCAGUAAAACUCCUUGAAUCAUCCCAAAAUCAUAUAAUGUUGGAAGUAUCACAGGUACCUCACAUUUCCAAAUUGAAGUGUAGCUGUUGUCCCGUUCUCGUUCUCUUUUUUUGGUGGAAGUUGCUGGCUAUCUGGUUCGUUGAUGAAUAAAACGGUGGGGCUAUGCAAAUUUAGUAUCAACAUCAUUUUGUGACAACUACUUGAGAAAAGUAUUCCACAUGGUACACUCCCAGUGUGUAAGGGCCUUCAAGAUGGUGUGAUGCGUUAUAGACCCAGUCUCCCCAAAUUCAAUGAACAAGUAGUACGGCCAACUUUAAAAGAUGAUUAUGAAUCCAAAUCUACUGUUCAGACUAAGGUAUGAAGGUGUUCUAAUUCAGAACACUAACCUACCAAUAUUCUCACGGGAAAAAAGAAGACAAAUACUCCUGAGCCGUGGAAAGCUCAUCAAAUAUCAUCAAUAACUUUUCCCCCAACGACCCAUAAAUGGCAUGAAAAAUCUGCCACUAAGCACUCCAAUCCCAUUCACUGACUCCUCGGAAUCCCUUCUGCUAGGUGUCCUAACUGCUUGAGUCAGAGUUGAGUUGGAUAAUUCUGACCUUUAUGCCAUCGUCAGUAUCUGCUAGCUUCUAAUUCGAUAUUUGUGGUAGAGAUCGUGCAAGAUAGUAGCUAUACAAUAUGGAUGAACACUGUUAGGAGCUGUAUGCAUGAUUACAGUUUCCUUUUAAGGCGAGCCACUACCUCUCUGUUCUAUACAUCAAAUAUCAAAAAAACUUCAACUUCUAUAAAUAUGCAUUGUAUUCAUGUGCUUUCAUUUCUUCAUGUAGCCUGAUUAUGGAUAAUCUAGAACACUGGCCCUUUUUUCUCACUUUUGCUUCUGGGGUAGUUAUUGCAUUGUUUUCUAAGUGUCAUUCUAGAUUCCCUUUACAUGAAAUGAUUUUAUGCAACCUUAAUGUCACUUAUGAUUGGCCCUUAUUCCUGAAUAGGAUGUGGAGGGAGAUCAAACUUCUUGCUGCCUCAAAACCUGUUGUUGCUUCAAUGUCAGAUGUUGCUGCAAGUGGAGGUUACUACAUGGCUAUGGGAGCAGGAACAAUUGUGGCUGAAAAGCUCACCUUGACAGGUUCAAUUGGAGUGGUUACAGGCAAGUAAUUUUAUUCAACUAGAUUAGAUUGAAAAGACUUGUUUAUAGUGCUAUAAUUGAACGAGAACAGAGUAGUUCAUUCCCUUAUUUAUUUUUACAUUGUAUUUUUCAAAUUAUAUGCUAAUAUUUUGAAUUAUAGCACGACUUUGUGAUUUAUUUUUGCAUCCCAGAAUGAGAAAAUGGGAAUGAUUUAUUCAAUCAAUAGACUAGCAGAACUUGAUUUUGUACUGUGUGAACCUUAGAUAUUCGUUGUUUGAGUUUCAAGUGGUGGACCUUAAUUCCCUUUGAAAGAAAGAUUCAUCUGAAAAUUGAUUAAUCUCACGUUGAUCAGCUAGUUCUGAGGUGGCUGGGCCUCCGACAUGGCCCUUUGAGCGAAAAAAAAAACUGGAAAACAGGAAGAAGAGUAAGAAGAGAUGACUAGUUAUAAUAACAGCAGGAGGUGAAAAGAAUGACUGAGAACAGGAGGGAGAAAAAAUGUCUGCUAUUGCCAGCAACUGUUUGCUUGUGCUCUCUGCUGCAGCUUAAUUUUAACAUAGAUGAGAAUAGUAUAUGGGAAAGGUUUAAAAUUCCGUUGGUUUUUCCUUUUCUCAAAAAUACAUGUAAUGCACGUUUUGUAUUUAUUUUAUUGCGAAUUGGCGCAUCCACCCCUCCUGAUUUCGCAGAAAUUGCCUAUAUUAACCGGAAAAUUUGUGACUGUUUAGAACUGAUCAGGAAAGCUGUUUGUCUCACAUAAUCUACUUGUACACGUAUUAUUCUUUUGUUCCAAUUAUUUAUGUUUUAAACAGUUCAUGUGAUGGAGGCUUUUGUUUACAGGAAAGUUCAGUUUACAAAAACUAUAUGAAAUGAUUGGUUUCAAUAAGGAAAUUAUAUCUAGGGGAAAAUAUGCCGAGCUCCAAGUUGCUGAGCAGCGCCCUUUCAGGUACUCAACCACUUCAAAUCUCGUGGGUCUCAAUGCAAAUUGAAGUGGCAUGAGAUUUGUGAGGUGGAGCGCUGAGCCACUAACGUUUCCUCUUCAGUAAUUGAGUUGUGAUACAUGUUUUACUUGCGUUAAUAGGCCUCUCGUGGUCUAAUGGAAAAUCAUAAUAUUUCAACAUCUCAAUUUGUCAUUUAUUCGGUAUGAGUCCAUGUUCAAUGGGAAAUCAAUAUAAAUAUGACAAAUAAGAGAAAUAAAUCAAGAUGCUGGCACCCGCCUGGAGUAGGGCUGUGCCAAUCGCCAAAAACCAGUGUCUUAGAUGUUUGAAACCAGAAAGCGGGCAGGAAACUGCCAAAAUAUUGCUGAGUGACUUUUAUGUUGAUCACUCAGACACUGAAGGAAGUGGUGUUUAAACAAGGAGUUCACUUCAAAAGAAAGAAUUUGGAUUUUAAGAUUCCAGAAAUAAGUCUUCCUAUUUCAGUUGUGUUUUUGUUAUCUUGGAAAUUAAAUGGAUUUAAGAUGUUUUUGAAGCUAGUAAAAGAUUGAUGGAGCCGCAGAGUGAGGGAGAGUGAGAUUAAUGAAGGUGGCGAUGGGAAGAAAAUGAACGAAUUAUGUCAGAACAAGGUUCCUGGAUAGAAAAUCUGCUGAGUCAUUUGACUCAACCUAACUCUGCAUUUUGAGGAAGGGCGAAGGAGAUUCCUGAGGCAGAGUGCCCUGUACGUUUCUGACUAGGGUAGUAGGACCAGAGGAAGAGGUAGGACUAGAAAGAAAAGAAGUAAAAGCUAUGCUAGACCAGGUGAACUCCAUACGCCAUCCUCAUUAUGGCUUGGACCAUUUCAUGCUUUACCUCCCUUUUUCCACCUCUGUGAAAAGUUUCACUCCAAAACAAAUCAGCCGAAUUCUUUAGCCAAUCCCAAUCAUCUAGCAGUUUAUUUUUCUUUUAAUUCAUAAAAAAAGGCAUAUAAAAUUUCCAUUUUAAAUUGAAGGAUAUUUAGACGACAUGAAUAUUUUCUGCUCCCUUUAGUCUUUCACAGUGUGAGAUAAUUCAGGUUCUGUGCCCUAAAAUCAAUCGUCUCUAUGGUGGAUAAAAUCUUGUAGUAAUUUUCAUCAGAGCCCCCCUAAAACCCUCCAGACCCUCCAUAUGGGCUACGCUUGGAUUCUGCUCACUAAAUUUAUCUCAAGUCCAGUCAGAGAGCACUGUUGUUAUAUUGGGUGCUUAUAAGGUGGAGUUGACGCUGUCUUGCAAGUUUAACUUAUGUUUACAGCUGGCUAGACGUUUAACGGCAUUAAUUCCUUAAAAAUACUGGAUGACGGGUACUUGAUAACAUUGAUUCAUUAUGGUGUCUUAAAUUGACCUUAUUUGCCUCCCUAAUUAGCUAACCUUAUUUGAUAAAUGGCCAAAUUAUGUUAUAACAAAGGUUACUUCAUUUCUGGCAUCUGGCUUUUGGCAUUGUUAAGCCAUCAAUGCUGUUGCGUAACGAGUUAUCAAUUUUAUAGUGUAUUUUGGCCUUUACUGUUUAUAUCUUUGAUUUUGAGAAAGGGAUCAAUUUCUCUUGCAGUCAAGAUGAAGCCGAACUCUUUGCAAAAUCUGCGCAGGAUGCCUAUAUCCGAUUUCGAGACAAGGCUGCCUCCUCAAGAUCAAUGACAGUAUGUACCUCGUUAUUGUAUUGUUCUAUUGUUUUCUUUGCAUUCCCUGAUGCCCCUCCCAACCCGUACCAUCCAAUGACAGGUGGAUCAGAUGGAAACAGUCGCACAAGGAAGGGUGUGGAGUGGUGGAGAUGCGGCUUCCCGAGGUUUAGUUGAUGCCAUUGGUGGUUUUUCUCGAGCUGUUGCAAUUGCUAAGCAGAAGGCUGACAUUCCCCAAGAUAGUCAGGUCAAGCCUAUCUCUUUUUCGAUUAUGUAUCAAUCUCUCCAUUGGAGCUGUUAUGCUUGCUAAAGAGGGAAAAAAAAAGUCUUAGAACUCACAGAUUUGACUUCUGCAUUCUUAGAGACCCUGCAAGCAUUUCAUGUGCAGCAAUAGCCAAGGGAAACAGGGGAACCCAGCCUAGCCUCAGUUCUCUCUCUCUCUCUCUCUCUAAAUUCUAAAGCCCCUCUUUCUCUCUCAAUUGGGAUGCCAAACCCUGGCAUCCAACUUUGGAGCCUUCGUAAUCUUAAUGAAAUCGUAGGAUUCAUGUGUCUUAUUGUAAGUUAUUUGAAAUCUUUCUGUCUGGUUUCCCUCUCCCCAAACAGGUGAAACUGGUGGAGGUAUCGAGGCGCUCACCAUCAUUGCCAGAAAUAGUGACCGGCUUUGGACAGUCCCUGUUUGGAUUGGAGAAGACAGUGAAGGAGGUGCUGCAAGAACUUGGGUCCUCUGGAGUCCAGGCCAGAGUGGAUGGGAUCCUCUUUGAGAGGCUGGAGGAUUCUUCGGAAGGGUCUCCAAUCAUUGGGCUGAUAAAGGACUGCAUAAGCUCCCUGUAA